Messenger RNA from Penicillium antarcticum, 3666 nucleotides. RefSeq lists its product as uncharacterized. Lineage: Eukaryota; Fungi; Ascomycota; Eurotiomycetes; Eurotiales; Aspergillaceae. The record is from RefSeq and is a predicted model, not a curated record. The transcript is spliced from 2 exons. Bases 1 to 3666 code for a protein of 1221 amino acids.
AUGGCAUCACCGGCGGCAAAGCGAGUUCCAUCUGCGAAGAAGAAUUCUUUGCCAAGUAAAAAGCCCAUUGGAAAAGAUUCCACUUCUCACAGCCCUUUACCCGACCAAGAAGUAUCAGAAAUCAAAUCCACAACUCAAGCGAAGCCCAUCAAUAAGCUCUCGACACCAACCACUCCCAAAAAGAAUAUCCGAAAGUUGUCAAAAAAGCCUGGAACUGAAAAAUUGCCUCCAGCCCCGCAAAAGAAGGAAGAAUCGGAAAACAACAUUCCGAACGCCGACAAGAGUGAGGCACCAGAUGCAGAAAAUGCAGCCAACUUGGCAUAUGAGGAACCACUGCCAAUAAGAGAGUCUGUCGAGGAGUAUGAAGAGACGAUCGAUGUCCCAGAAGAGGCGCAGCGAGAGGAAGAGAUUCCACCUAAAGAGCAAAGAAAACCCGUCACGAAAAAAGGCGAUCCAGCUUCUGGGUCGGGUGGCGGCUCAUUCUUCCAGCGAGGGAAGAAUGCAGCUUCGCGUCUUUCGGACCUUACCGGUAGCGCCAGGGAUAUCGGUAAUCGCGCAAGAGUUGCGCAGUCCCAGGGCACUUUUGACAAUAUCCAGAAUGGCAUUCAAGAUGUCACAAAGCGCUUCAAGUCUGAUAAAGGGGAAGUGGUUAACAAAAUCACCGAGAAGGUUCCUAACCUCCCGACCGAUUUGUCUGAAUUAAAGGGGCUUGAGGUUAGCGAAGAGGGGCAUAUACUCGACGAUGAUGGCAAUGCAAUUGGAGUACUUGUCGAGGGUGAUCCCAGCGACCUUGCUGGCCGGGCUGUUGGGGAAGGUGGUGAAAUUCUGGAUGAGGAUGGCGAUCUUAUUGGUCGAGUCGAGCUUGUCAGCGAUGCGACUGCAAAGUAUGCUGAUGCGACUGAUGAAGGGGUUGACGCAGAUAAUGUCCCCAGCCUGCAAGACCUCGUUAAUUUGCCACUCACAGAGGACGGUUUGAUCAAAGACGGCCAGGGAAUAGUACUGGGGCGACUUGUUGAGGGUGACCCGGAUGAUCUGGUUGGUCAGGCUAUUGGCGAGAAUGGGGAAAUCCUUGAUGAAGAUGGAGACUUGGUCGGGCGGGUCGAACUCGUCUCUCUAAACAAAGUUGAAGAUUCAGCCGGUGAAGCUGAGCCCACCGGAGGCGUAUUACUUCCAGAAGUUGCCAUUCUCCGAGGCAGAGAAAUCAACGAAAAUGGCAAGAUUGUGAAUGAUGAGGGUGAGAACUUAGGCCAAGUCGUUGAAGGCCAAGAUCCCACACAUCUAUCUGGAAAGAUUCCAAAUGAGCAGGGUCAAGUGCUGGAUGUCAAUGGAGAGGUGAUCGGACAGGUUGAGACAAUCCCAGGCGAGGCUGGAUAUACCGCAAUGCAAGAGCUCGAAGAUAAAAAGGCAGCUGUCAAGAAGCGGGAUGACCUCGAAAAUGGUGAACCAGAGGAAGAAGGACAAGAGGAAGAAGGACAAGAGGAAGAAGGGGAAGAAGAAGAAGGAGAAGAGGACGAAGAAGACGUGAACUCCGACGCAUCACAGGGACCUCCCCCGGAAUUACCUGACAUCUCCACACUCGAAGGUCUCAAGUGUAACAAGUUCGGAAACAUUGUCGGCGAGGAUGGUGUGCCAGUUGGUGAACUUGUUGAGGGGGAUGCCAAAAAGCUGUCCAAGGGAGAAUUUCAACUCGAUGAUCAAGGUCGAUUCUGGGAUAACAGAGGCAAUGUUCUAGGCGUGGCCAAAACCACGCCAAUCGAGGAGGAAGAUCAGAGCCCAUUUGCAGGCUUUGAAGAUCUCGUCGUGGUUGAUGAUGGCUGGGUCGAAGACGCAUCCGGGGAUCGAGUAGGCUAUGUCGUUGAUGGUGAGGUCAAGAAGCUUCUUGGUCGGGCUGUCGACGAUGACGGCGAUAUUUUGGACAAGCGAGGCAAUCUCAUCGGCCACGCCGAGCCUUGGGAGGAACCAGAGCCUGAGCCAGAAGAAGUCGACUUCUCUUUCUUGGAGGGUCUUUCUCCUAACAAGCUAGGAUUUGUCACUGGACCAGACGGCAUGCUGAUAGGCCGCGUGAUAGAGGGGGAUUUGAAAAAGGUUACCGGGAGAACCAUCGAUCACGAGGGCCAGAUAUGGAGCGAUGAAGGUGAGGUCAUUGGACGGGUUGAGAUGGUUCCAGAGGACGAACGUGAAGUGUUGGGGCCUUUCAGCGACUUGGGUGAUCUGGUGGUCGGGCAAGAUGGGUUUGUUGAAACCGAGGAAGGUCUGGUUGUUGGCAAGAUCAUUGAUGGAGAUCCUAAGAAACUGCGAGGCAAAGCUGUCGAUGAUGAUGGAGAAAUAUUGGACAAACAUGGUAACGUGAUAGGACGCGCUGAGCCAUAUAAUCCUUCCGAAACCUCUGAAGAGCCAGAAGAAGACCUGUCUGAGCUUGACGGGAUGACAGUCAACAAGUUUGGAAAUGUGGUCGACGAAAAUGGUGCAGUCUUUGGACGGCUUGUUUCAGGAAAUCCUAAGAAGCUGAAUGGCAAAAAGGUGGACGCAGAAGGGCAGGUCUGGAGUGAUGAUGGGAAAGUGCUGGGGAAUGUUGAACUUAUCCCCGUUUCCGAGCGAGAGAGGCCUGAAGGAGAAUUUUAUGGCCUCGAUGGCUUGACUACAACAAAGGAUGGACAUGUCAUCACCGCAGAAAAGGAAGUGGUUGGCAGGCUGAUUGACGGGGAACCGACAAGGCUUGUUGGUCGUGCCGUCGAUGAAGAUGGUGAAAUUGUGGACAAAGUGGGCAAUGUCAUCGGCCGCGCAGAACGAUGGACCCCUGAAGAGAAACAACGCGAUAUCAACCCUAUGAGUGGCCGAAAAGUCAACCGAGAUGGCGAGGUCCGCGACGAAGAUGGAAACCUGAUAGGCCGACUCACUAUGGGCAACGCCAAAGCCAUGGUAGGAAAAAGGGUCAAUGAUGAUGGCUAUAUCGUCGAUAAUGAUGGAAACAAAAUUGGCGAGUGCACGCUGGAGGAAAACCUGCCAGAUGUCGAAUCGGAGCCCGAGCCCGAAUUAUCACCCGAGGAAGCCGAGCAGCAGGCCAAAGAGAAACAUGAUCGGGAUUUGGCGAAGAAGAUAUCUGUGGUUGUACAGCAGACACUUGAGUCCCUGGAGCCGCUUUGCAAACAGAUCACAGAGCACCUUGAACGAGCCGAUCGUACCCCAAGAGACGAAUUGGAUGAAGAGAAACUAGUACAGACUGUGAAACCUCUCAUUGAAGACGCCGGGAACAUGCUACAAGAGUGUAAAAGCACCAUCAGAGCUCUCGAUCCCGACGGGUCCAUCGCUGCAUCCGCAAAGGCUCACAGUGCUUCUCACGAGGCGACACCGGAGGAAUAUCAACUGGCAGAUCUUCUGAAACAGCUGACUCAGACUGUGUCGACUACCAUUGAAAAUGGACGUCGCCGGAUCGCAGAUAUGCCUCAUGCGAAGAAGAAGCUCAACCCACUGUGGGCUUUGCUAUCCGAACCCCUUUUCCAAAUAAUUGCUGCAGUUGGCUUGCUCCUCAGCGGUGUUCUGGGUCUUGUUAGUAAUCUUCUGAACGGACUUGGUCUUGGUGGUCUUGUUCGGGGUCUUCUCGGUGGUCUUGGGAUCGAUAAUAUGAUGAACAGUCUCGGUUUGGACAAGUUGGGCAUUGGCAAGUGA